AUGGGUAACGCGGGCAUGAUAAGGAUAGAGAACGUUGAAAGCCACAGCUCUCUAAUGAGACCUACAGGGCCGUUUGAGACUCACAGUGUCAUGUCGCACUAUAUAUAUCGGAGCCCGGAAUAUCUGAGCAUAAUGCUCAGGUAUAGUGGUCUUUUUGGCCUAGUGUGUAACUCGCCAGUCCAGGGGCAGUUUGUAACACAGCGGCCAGCCUAG
Molecule: messenger RNA, 213 nt
Organism: Penicillium vulpinum
Lineage: Eukaryota; Fungi; Ascomycota; Eurotiomycetes; Eurotiales; Aspergillaceae
Exons: 2
Coding region: 1-213 (70 amino acids)
Source: RefSeq, a predicted model, not a curated record